CGGGGGGGUGGGGGGAGCACAAGGCUUGCGGCCUCGGCCCCUCCAAAGAGCUGAGAGAUGACCGGGAAAGCGGGAGAAGCGCUGAGCAAGCCCAAAGCCGAGACAGUGGCCAAGAGUACCUCGGGGGGCGCCCCGGGCAGGUGCACCGGGUUUGGCAUUCAGGAGAUCCUGGGCUUGAACAAGGAGCCCCCCAGCUCCCACCCGCGUGCUACCCUCGAGGGUCUGGCCCCCGGGCACUUGCUGGCUGCGCGCUCCGUGCUCAGUCCCGCAGGAGUGGGCGGCAUGGGGCUACUGGGGCCCGGGGGGCUCCCCGGCUUCUACGCACAGCCCACCUUCCUGGAAGUGCUGUCCGACCCGCAGAGCGUCCACUUACAGCCGCUGGGCAGAGCGUCGGGGCCGCUGGACACCAGCCAGACGGCCAGUUCGGAUUCUGAAGAUGUUUCCUCCAGCGACCGGAAAAUGUCCAAAUCGGCUUUGAACCAGACCAAGAAACGGAAGAAGCGGCGACACAGGACAAUCUUUACCUCCUACCAGCUAGAAGAGCUGGAGAAGGCAUUCAAUGAAGCCCACUACCCUGACGUCUAUGCCCGGGAGAUGCUGGCCAUGAAAACGGAGCUGCCCGAAGACAGGAUACAGGUCUGGUUCCAGAACCGCAGAGCCAAGUGGAGGAAGCGGGAAAAGUGCUGGGGCCGAAGCAGCGUCAUGGCCGAGUAUGGACUCUACGGGGCCAUGGUGCGCCACUCCAUUCCCCUGCCGGAGUCCAUCCUCAAGUCCGCCAAGGACGGCAUCAUGGACUCCUGCGCCCCGUGGCUGCUGGGGAUGCACAAAAAGUCGCUGGAGGCGGCAGCCGAGUCAGGGAGGAAGCCCGAGGCGGAGCGCCAGGCGCUGCCCAAGCUCGACAAGACGGAGCCUGAGGAGCGGGGUUCCGAGCCCCCCGCUGCCAUGUCCCAGGAGGAACUGAGGGAAAACAGCAUCGCCGCGCUCAGAGCCAGAGCGCAGGAGCACAGCACCAAGAUGCUGGGGACUGUGUCCGGCCCUGACGGCCUGGCCCGCAGCGCCGAGGAGCCGGAGCGAGAGGAGGCCGCGGACGAAGACAGGCCGGCGGAGAGGCUGAGUCCAGCGCGGCUCGAGGACGUGGCUUAG
Capra hircus (goat) is the source of this 1143-nucleotide messenger RNA. It is a transcript of the gene VSX2, whose product is annotated as visual system homeobox 2. Gene Ontology annotation, biological process: regulation of transcription by RNA polymerase II. NCBI's taxonomy places the organism in Eukaryota, Metazoa, Chordata, Mammalia, Artiodactyla, Bovidae. Gene Ontology annotation, molecular function: DNA-binding transcription factor activity, RNA polymerase II-specific; sequence-specific double-stranded DNA binding. The record is from RefSeq and is a predicted model, not a curated record. The transcript has 5 exons. Bases 58 to 1143 code for a protein of 361 amino acids. Gene Ontology annotation, cellular component: nucleus.